Bombus impatiens (common eastern bumble bee) is the source of this 1480-nucleotide messenger RNA. RefSeq lists its product as uncharacterized. The record is from RefSeq and is a predicted model, not a curated record. Lineage: Eukaryota; Metazoa; Arthropoda; Insecta; Hymenoptera; Apidae. The transcript is spliced from 2 exons. The coding region runs from base 177 to 845 and encodes 222 amino acids.
AUCGCGUGACACGUAAAAAGCAUGCAAGGUUGUAAAUUAGCAUCGAUAACGAGUCAAAUGACAGUUUGACCGUGUUGGGAAGUCGAUAAAGGGUAUAAGCCGAUCGCGAUUCCGAUGGUCGACCAAAAGUCAGAGACCAAGUUUCCAACAACCGUGAUCCACAUCGAACUUGCGCUAUGAACACCGUUACGAUCGUCUUACUGUUGUCGAUGUGCUUUUGCGCACUGUGUGGGGCUACUCCUGCCGUUUCUUCUCUCGAUCAAGGACUUAUUCCGAGCAACGAGGUUGAUACAAAGUUGCAGCGCAUCGCGCGGCAGUCUUCUACAUCCGACUUCAUCGAAGAAACCGUAUCGAGACUUGUUAAUAUUCCGGCCAACCUAACGACCAACAUCAUAAAGUUUAUCCUUUCGAUCAUCUCCAGGAUCAGAUCAACGUUUCUCUCGUGGAUCGGAAACAUCGAAUCGUUCCUCGAAAACCCUUUAACGCUGCUCGAUAACAGUCGGAAUUCUAAUCAGAGACGACGAAGAUCAAACGUGUCGAAUGGCCUAUCAGAUUUAAUAAGUGAUUUGCCGAACUUGCUACAUUUACCGGUAAGCUAUUUGCAAGAAACGACAAGCUCGAUCGGAGAUUCUGUUGUUGAGAAAAUCAAACUUAUCGCAAAAGCUAUAAUAAAAUUGGCAUGGGACUUUAUAAGCAAGCGACUAUUACCCUGGCUUCGCGAAGUGCUCAUCAAAGUCCAGCACUCAGAUAUUUUGCCAUCCUUUUUGAACGAAGCGAUCGGAAAUGUCGAUUCUAUUUAUUCCCUUUUGCGCCUGUUCACUGAAAUCACCUCGAAUAGUUCAUGAGUCUCGCGUGGCAUCGUGAUAUAAUUUUGGCUCGAGAGGCUGGUCGACAUUAUCUUCUUGAUUUUAACGCUAGAGUCGUCAAAGAAGUCGUAACGUUUGGUAUUUAAGACUUUCUCUUUCUACUUUUAUCUCUUCCUUUUUUCUUUUUGUUUAUUAAACGUUUGUAUCUAAUGGUGUUUAACUUUAUCGAGACAAAGAUAUGAAACUGUACGAGCAAGUGUACUUACUUCGUUUGUCACGUUCAUUUAAUCUUAGUUAACUGUUGCGUAAUAUGUUUAGAUACAUGUUAUAUGUUGAUAAUACGCUCUAGUGUGAAGAGAGGAAAAUACAAAAUUCCGGGCGCAAGACGCGUAAGAGGAGAAGCUUCGAAAAAAAUUUAUUAUUAUUAUUAUUUAUUUCAUCGUAAUGUUUUUGUAUGGGAAUUUUUAAUUUGCGUGUUGAUAUGCGUGCGAGGGAAACAAGAUUUCUCCGUCAAUUUUUCUAUCGUGGUAUAUCAAACAGGGAAAAAGACAGUGACGACCCGAAUACCCAGACGUACGUUCGAGAACUGUUUCUCGAUAAUCGAUACGGAUAGGAUCGAUUUAUUAAUUGUUAUAACAGAGUUUAUAUGUAUAAUAAAGUGAGCGACAACAAAU